CUUCAUCAAUCCACUCAACCAACCAAUCCUCCCCCAACCAAACAUGAAGAAACUUUCUUACCUUCUUCUUCUUUUUCUUCUACUCAUAAUUGUUCUACUUGCAAUAAUUUUUAAUGUUAGUUACCAAGACAAAACAACUUUAUUUCUUCAUGUUGAUGAUCUCAAAGCCCCUCCUGUACCAGCACUGAUGUGGUAUGUGCUUACAUGGCCACCAACAUUUUGUCUGAAGCUAAGACCUCCAGCUCAGUGCAUUAAACCAAUUCGUGAUCAUGAAUUCACACUUCAUGGACUUUGGCCAGCUGAUGCAAAUGGAAAAACAAUUUCCUGCACCAUUACUGUACCUGUAGAUUAUGACAGGCUGUUUCGACCAAUAGAAGCACAACUUAACACAUUUUGGCCAGAACUUAAAGAAAACCAACCCCAAUAUAGCAUAUGGAUACAUGAGUGGGAAAAGCAUGGAGUGUGUGGGUUAACAACAGCAAAAGAAUACUUUGAUGCAGCCAUAAAGACUAAUGGCUUGUUUACAAGGGGAAACUUGUACAAUUACUUGGCAUCAAGUAACAUUGUUUCAUCUGAUCACGUGGCUUACACUCAAGAUGAUAUUAUUAAGGCUAUUCAAACUGUGUUUGCUCCUGCUCCUGCUCUCGGUGUUUACCUGAGAUGUACAGCAAUUGAUUCGACAAACACAACUCAUGGUUACUUGAGCGAGGCUGUCGUGUGCACUACUAUGGAUGGCUCUAACUUUGUCACGUGCCCACCGCGUGCAAGAAAUUGCGAUAAGUUUCCCAACAUUGUGAUCCCUCCUGGACCUCCAAGUCUGGCUCCAGCACCAGCACCAACAAUACCAAUAACAUUGCGGUCGCCGAGAUUUCAAGAAGAAACAUAUGUGACAUAUUCGACGUUCGAAAAAUCAAGGGCUAAAUUUAAUGAAUGGUUGACAUUAAUGUUUGGCUUAGAAUAAAUAAUAAAAGGGGAGAAUGGAGUAAAAAUGUUGUAAACCCCCCCCACUUGUACUUAUUCGUAUUGUACUUUAAUUUUAUUAUUGUUCCUUCAAUAAAAGUUUAUUUUGUUUCUUCUUUUA
Molecule: messenger RNA, 1081 nt
Organism: Capsicum annuum
Lineage: Eukaryota; Viridiplantae; Streptophyta; Magnoliopsida; Solanales; Solanaceae
Product: ribonuclease MC
Exons: 3
Coding region: 44-961 (305 amino acids)
Biological process (GO): RNA catabolic process
Cellular component (GO): extracellular region
Molecular function (GO): ribonuclease T2 activity; RNA binding
Source: RefSeq, a predicted model, not a curated record